This is a messenger RNA of Colletotrichum phormii, 282 nucleotides long. RefSeq lists its product as uncharacterized. NCBI's taxonomy places the organism in Eukaryota, Fungi, Ascomycota, Sordariomycetes, Glomerellales, Glomerellaceae. The transcript has a single exon. The record is from RefSeq and is a predicted model, not a curated record. Bases 5 to 208 code for a protein of 67 amino acids.
CACAAUGCCAUUUUGCGGCACGAUAGGCGAGCCAAUACCUUGUACAGGACGCAGCUGGAAACAUGCCCGGCGAUCUGUUCCUCUCGGGCCGGAAGCAGCGUCGCAAUCGGGUAACGGUGACGUUUGGCUCGGCACAGGGGUUCUGGCCACUGGUUGGGCCGUCCGUCCCGCUGGAGGGGGGUCGCUUCGAGAUGACUGCAAUGAUUAGCACCAGGGUUAUAUUCAGCUUUGGGACCUGAAUGGGAUGCUAUCCUGUCCUCUGCAUCGACAACUACUGCGGUA